Lepidothrix coronata (blue-crowned manakin) is the source of this 1667-nucleotide messenger RNA. RefSeq names its product barttin CLCNK type accessory beta subunit (gene BSND). The transcript has 4 exons. Lineage: Eukaryota; Metazoa; Chordata; Aves; Passeriformes; Pipridae. Gene Ontology annotation, cellular component: basolateral plasma membrane. The record is from RefSeq and is a predicted model, not a curated record. Gene Ontology annotation, molecular function: chloride channel regulator activity. Bases 151 to 936 code for a protein of 261 amino acids. Gene Ontology annotation, biological process: chloride transport.
GGUUAGCGUGCAGCUGAUCCUCAGCUCCUGGCAGCCUCCGGAAAGAGAAACCACUCCUUGCCUUACGCUGCAGGUGUGCUCAGCGGGCAGCAGUGGCAGGUAAACGGGCUCCCUGGCAUCUCUCCUUCCUGUCUCUCCCACCCAGAGCCCAUGGCGGAGGAGAAGACCUUCCGUUACGGGUUCAUCAUCUUGGGUUUCUUCCUGGUGAUGACGGGAAUUUUCAUCAUGAGUGUGGAAAAGCCCCACAUCUACAUCACCUUCUGCGUCCUGGGUGUGCUGCUCAUAGCCGUGGGCAUCACCUGGAGCAUGUGCCAGUGCUACCCAAAGAUAACAUUCAUUCCUGUGGACCCUGAGGCUGAGCGGUUCCUGGACCACAAACCCACGGUGCUGCCACAGAAGGACAUCGGCUUGGUUGCUCCCUGCCCUGACCAAGAGGCCACCAGCACCUAUGAGAAGAGCCUGCCAUCCUAUGAGCAGAUCCAGAGGCAGGCAGUGGGCUCAACUCCACUCCCACCCACGGCACAGCCCAGAUCCCACAGCUGCUCCCAGUCAGCCAUGCAGGCCAAAGCAGAGGUCCACCGGGAGCUGGGGGGUGCUGGACACCCCCCACAAGACCUGGCACCUCAUCUGGAAACAGUGGCAGGCAGCUGCCCCCCUCGUCCGGUGCCAGGGGAUGCACCGCUGGCAUCCCUCCUGGAGGAGAUGGACACACCAUCACUAGAGGGCUCCAUGCCCGGCACCCCCACACCACAGAGUCGGACCCUGCCAUCCACUGCUCGCUCUGGCUGCACCUCGACCAGCUCCCCAGUGCGGGGACAGCACUCCGGAUCCCCCCACAAAGGUGCUGAGGAGGAGGAUGACCUUUAUUAUGGGCUCCAAGAGGAGCCGGAUGCUCUGCUCAAGGACAGUGACUGCCUUUUUGAGCCUGAAAACUGAUUUCCCAGAUAAAAUGACCACUUGGCAUGGACUUAUCUCACGGAGGGGAUGCAAACAUCACAGCCUGGAGGAAAGGGGAUGCCCCCAAAGUGCAGCGCCUGCAGCACAGAAGGUCCCCCAGGCUUCUGCACCCCUUGGACACACCCAGCCUUUCUGGAGGCUUUUAUUCCCCCAAAACUCAAAUGGGGGACUGCCUCCUGAAUUCCAGAGCAUAUAGGACAAAGCCUCCCUCGCUGGAGCCCUUUGGAUGGGUACAGAGAAACUGGGCUGGGCAGGAUCUGGGAGAAAUACUGUGCUUGGGAAGGAAAAGCAUUAGUUUUGCUGCUUGGAACAGGAUCAAGUUUAGGUGGGUAAAGAUGUGCUCACACCAGGUGGGCUUGAUGAGGCAGAGAUGUCCUCAAAGUCAUUCUCCCACUUAUCCAAGCUCCCCUGAAAUUAAAAUCAGAUCCUGAGACUCCUGCAGCAGGUAACCUUCAUGUCUCUCGGUUGGGAGAGGGGUGAUGGAGGUGACAGACUGUGCUGUCCUUCAUUUUCUGCACGAGGACCAGCUUCCAGUGCCAUUGGAAGCAGAAAGAGGAGGAUUCAGCUCAGCCAAAACCCUGGUGAUGGCACUUGAGGUGGUGACUUUGGGCACCUGCACUGGGUCAGUGUCAACAACCACAGGGCUGUGGGUGGGCUCGCACACUGGCACCCACCAUCCCCAAACUCUCUCUGAAUAAUAAGUAUUUGUU